AUGGGAUUUUUGAGUUUAUCGUUCUUUUGUUUAUGGAUUCUUGAAAUUGUUGCUGCCCAACCAAAAACUGAACCCCGUGAAGUGGAUGCAAUUAACAAGAUUAUUGAUCAUUGGAAAUUAAGAAGCAAGUUGAAUUUAAGUGUUGACCCCUGCAUCCAAAAUGCUACUUGGGCUCCUGAUGCUGCAAACCCAAGAAUUGCGUGUGAUUGUUCAGAUACUGUUUGCCAUAUUACCCACUUAAAAAUAUAUGCUUUGGAUGUGUCUGGUGAAAUUCCUCAAGAACUGUUUGUGCUGACAGAACUUAUGGACUUGAAUUUGGGUCAGAAUGUAAUAAACGGUUCCAUUCCACCAGAAAUUGGGCUGUUGUCGAAAAUGAAAUACUUGAGUCUUGGCAUUAACAACAUCACAGGUCCAGUGCCUGUAGAGCUUGGCAAUUUAACCAAGUUGCUCUCCUUAAGUUUAAGCUCAAACAAUUUCUGGGGAACCUUGCCCCCGCAGCUUGGGAAUUUAACCUCCUUAACUCAGCUGUACAUUGAUAGCAGUGGACUGAGUGGACCAAUACCACAAGAACUCUCGAACUUGAAGUUGCUCCAGACAUUGUGGGCCUCUGAUAAUCGUUUUACCGGAAAUCUUCCUGAGUUCUUUGGAACUUUUACAGAUCUCAAAGACCUGAGACUCCAAGGAACUUCUCUCGAUGGCCCAAUUCCAAGUAGCUAUGGUGCACUAACCAAGCUGGAAGACUUGAGAAUUGGAGAUCUCACUGGAGAUGAUUCUUCUCUGGCUUUCUUAGAGAACUUGACAAGUUUGUCCAUAUUAUCAUUGAGAAAGUGUCGAAUUGCUGGUCCACUUCCAGAACAACUUAGCACUUUGCCUGACUUGAAAAUAAUGGACUUGAGCUUCAACAAGUUGACUGGUCCAAUACCAACGUCGUUCAAAAACUUUUCUUCGCUACAAUUUUUAUAUCUUGGAAGCAAUAAUCUGAAUGGGGAUUUGACUCCAGACGUUAUAAGUUCAAAACUCAUCGCCUUAGAUGUAUCUUUCAAUUCUCUCUCUGGAAAUUCACUGCUACAUCGGAAUGAUCUAUCCAUGAAUGUGGUUGGAACUGCCAUUAACGACAAUAAUUUGAAUAAUGGGAAGGCUUCUUCCAUGUUACAGUGUCUUCAAGGAAAUACGAAGUGCAGUACUAAAUUUCCAUCCAAAUCAUUUUCCAUCAACUGUGGAGGCACAAAACUAGCGUCUGCAGAUGGCAUCCAAUUUGAUGAUGAUUCAGAACUGCUCGGUGCUGCCUCACUGUACUCAAGUGCUAACAGUCAGUGGUCCCUUAGCAGCUCGGGGGUUUACAUUUCCAACCCGAACGGACCUAGAUAUAUCACGCAGACAGAUUCUCAAAUCACAAACACAUUGGAUUCUGAACUCUAUAAAACAGCUAGAAUAGCACCGAGUUCAUUAAGGUACUACGGCCUUGGAUUGGACAGUGGGAAGUAUCUAGUUGAACUUCACUUUGCUGAGAUACAAAUGGAUGAUUCACAUUCUUGGAAAGGUCUAGGGCGACGUGUGUUUGAUGUUUACAUUCAGGGCGAAAAAGUUCUCGAAGAUUUCAAUAUCGUAAAUGUAGCCGGUGGAUCUAAGAAAGCCUUGAUCAAGUCAUUUGAGGCAAAUGUGACAAACACGUUUUUGGACAUUCAUUUCUACUGGGCUGGAAGAGGCACUUGCUGCAUUCCAUUCCAAAGCACAUUUGGUCCUUUAGUGUCAGCUAUUCAUGUUACACAAGUGUCUAAUAUUGAUGGUUCAUCCAAGAGCAACAAGAAAAAGGUGGGGAGAAUUCUUGGAAUUACUAUUGGAUGUGCUGCAGGGUUACUCAUUAUAUCCGCCAUUUUCUACCUCUGGCGAGCAAAGAAGGAGCCAAAGCACACGCUAGUUCAUACUGACUCUCCAACGAAAGGUUGA
This is a messenger RNA of Fraxinus pennsylvanica, 1947 nucleotides long. Lineage: Eukaryota; Viridiplantae; Streptophyta; Magnoliopsida; Lamiales; Oleaceae. The record is from the annotation of a GenBank genome assembly.